Charadrius vociferus (killdeer) is the source of this 1818-nucleotide messenger RNA. RefSeq names its product chromosome unknown open reading frame, human C8orf34. The record is from RefSeq and is a predicted model, not a curated record. Lineage: Eukaryota; Metazoa; Chordata; Aves; Charadriiformes; Charadriidae. The coding region runs from base 1 to 1818 and encodes 605 amino acids. The transcript has 13 exons.
AUGACCAAGCUGAUAACAGAGACACCUGACCAGCCAAUCCCAUUUCUAAUUGACCAUCUUCAGUCCAAACAGGGGAACCGCAGUCAGCUUCAGAGAACGUUGUCUGGCUCUGCUGCCCUUUGGGCAGAGAGUGAAACAUCAGAAAAUAAAGGAACAAGGAGAGAUUUUAGAAGUUAUGAUAAACCUUGGCAGGUAAAUGCAAAAAAGCCUAAAAAGUCAAAGAGCGACCUUGCUGUGUCCAACAUAUCUCCACCAUCACCGGAAUCCAAGUCAUUGCCAAGGUCAAUAGAGCAUCCUAAAUGGGAUUGGAGGACAAAACCGGAGAACCAUGAUUUUGAUGAACUAAAUCAUAUUCUUCAAGAGAGCAAAAAACUUGGAAAAGCCCUUGAGAAUCUGUCUCGCAGCAUUGCUAUUUCUGAUGAACUUGAUAAGGACACAACAGGCUUUAACACCCCCCUUCUCAGACCUCGUGUGAUUGGAGAAUGGAUUGGUCGUGAAGAGAAUGAUGCUGACCCACUGGCUGCUGAGAUGCUGCAGCCACCAAUACCAAGAAAUAAAAAUGAGCAGUGGGACAGUGAGGAUAGCAGCAGUCCUGGAGGAAGCUUAAAAAUGGAGCCGAAGACCAAAGGACUAAAACAACAACAGCAGCAACAUAAGAAACUGCUGGCUGCCAUGCUUUCUCAGGACUCUUUUGAUUCUGCUCAAAGCACAGCUCCAUCGGUAACCGAAGAAGAUAUUGACAAUGAAGAUGAUGCAAUGGAACUGCUGGAGGAUCUUGAUGAUCUAAGAAUGGAAGGAGUAACAAGUGUGAUGCCUUCUGGGAGCAAAUUCAAUCAAACUCGAAGUGCUCAUAUGGCUGAGCCUCAAGCAAAGGUCACAUUGAAUAUCUGCGCAAGAUGUGCCAGAUUGCAAGGAGAUAAUUUGGCAGAAAGGCCAGAAGAUGUCUCCAUGAUAUCUCAAACAUCUGAGCCAGCAGUGUCAGACUCUGAGGCUCAAGUACCCGGGGUUGAAACACUUACGGAAGAUAUUGAUGAAUUUCAGAGUACCUCUCUAGUGGCAGGAUCUUCUCAGACAGUUUGGACCCUGGAUGCCAUGGAUGUCAGACCUGGAGGUUCCCCAAGGCAGAAACUCUUAAAGGACUCCUUAGCAGCAAAAGAACUUCAGACCAUGGAAAAACACCUAGCUGAUAUUGAGAAGGACCUAGCACUAUGGGAAGAAGCAAGGCUCUCAAGAAGCCCUACUGUCCAACAUCAUAAUUUAGUUACAUCUGACCAUCAAGGAAAUCUUCAAGCUACACAGGGCCAAAAUCCAAGGCCUCAGGUGCAAACUCAGACAGGGAAGAACAUUCAGCUCCAAGGAAACAAAUCACCACCGCUGCCCACCAACAGCAGAACACUGGUCUCCAGUGUUGCAAACAGUAGGCCUCCAACGCCUGGUACACAAACCAACAGGCCACCAACUCCAUCAACUCCAGGGAGUAGGCCUGUGACCCCGAAUAGCUUGCUGUCCCGGCCUCUUACCCCUAGCAACCAAGGAAAUAGGGAAGGCAUCAUUAGUAUGCAAAGAAGCAGAUCUUUGACAUCUAAGAGCCAAAUGGGGAGGACCCUCAGCGCUGCUUCAGGGCUUUCUGUGCAAAUGAGUGGAGACAUUGUUGGAACUGUCACUACUCAGAGAAGCAGUUUAUCAGAAGAUGAAUUCUUACAACAGCUUCAGCUUGCUCAUCAACCUUGGAUAUUGCCGAGUGACACCGAAAGUGAAGGAGUGGAAGCUGACCAAGACAAAUAUAAUUCAGUCCUGUGUUGUUGCUCACCCCUCUAG